CCGGGGCCGGGGCUCGGGCCGUCCCCGCCCGGCGAGGGCUCGGCGGAGGGUCGGGGGGCGGCAGCGAGGGGCCGGGCCGGGCGGGGCGCGGUGUGCCCGCGGCGCUCUGGUCGCGGCAGAUUUCGCCCCGGCCGCCGUCCCCGCCGCAGCCUGAGGGGCGCUGAGGAGAACGGGAGGUUUUUGGAAGAGGCGCACGGAGGAGCCCCGGGCUGACCGCCGGCCCCGCCCGCAGGCUCACGCCAUGCUGUGGGCGCUUCCCCCUCUCUGAGGAGAGGCGAAGGGGCGGCAGGGGACGGCGGCGGCGCGAUUGCUAAGUCUGAGUGACGAGAGGCAAACAUGGCCCAAGCACCUACUGAUCUGAGUAGUGCGGAAACUGCUGACCCAGAGGAGAGUUCUCCAAAUAUGAUAGUCUACAGAAAGAUUGAAGACAUCGUUACAAGGAUGCAAGAUGACAAAACAGGUGGAGUUCCCAUCCGCACUGUCAAGAGCUUUCUGUCCAAAAUUCCCAGCGUGGUCACUGGUUCUGAUAUUGUGCAGUGGCUUAUGAAGAACCUCAGCAUUGAGGAUGCAGGGGAAGCAAUACACUUGGGAAGUCUUAUUGCUGCGCAGGGUUAUGUCUUUCCGAUCUCAGACCACGUCCUUACCCUGAAAGAUGACGGGACGUUCUAUCGUUUUCAGGCACCAUACUUUUGGCCUUCAAACUGCUGGGAACCAGAAAACACAGAUUAUGCCAUCUAUCUUUGCAAACGGACCAUGCAGAACAAAGCUAGGCUGGAGCUGGCGGAUUAUGAAGCCGAAAACUUAGCAAGACUUCAGAGAGCAUUUGCAAGGAAGUGGGAAUUCAUCUUCAUGCAAGCAGAGGCCCAAGUGAAAAUUGACAGGAAAAAGGAUAAAACAGAAAGAAAGAUUUUGGACAGCCAGGAGAGAGCAUUCUGGGAUGUGCACAGGCCUGUGCCAGGUUGUGUGAACACCACAGAAAUGGACAUUAGAAAGUGUCGCCGUAUGAAAAACCCGCAAAAAGUGAAAAAGUCAGUGUAUGGGGUUACAGAGGAGUCUCAGCCCCAAAGCCCUGUACACCUGCCCUCCCAACCAGUGCGCAAAACAACAAAGGAGGAUUUCCGGAAGCAAAUAACUUUUCUGAACAUGCAGAUAGAGAGACAUUGUUUAAAGAUGUCCAAAGUAGCAGAAAGUUUAAUAGCCUACACAGAGCAGUAUGUGGAAUAUGACCCUUUUAUAACUCCUGCUGAGCCUUCCAAUCCCUGGAUAAGUGAUGAUGCAGCAUUGUGGGACAUUGAAAUGAGCAAGGAACCUAGUCAGCAGCGUGUGAAAAGAUGGGGUUUCUCCAUGGAUGAGGUGCUGAAGGACCCAGUAGGACGAGACCAGUUCCUUCGUUUCCUGGAAUCAGAAUUCAGCUCAGAAAACCUCAGGUUUUGGUUGGCUGUCCAAGAUCUCAAGAAACAACCUUUACAGGAUGUGACCACCAGAGUGGAAGAAAUCUGGCAAGAGUUUCUAGCUCCUGGGGCCCAGAGUGCUAUCAACCUGGAUUCCCACAGCUAUGAGAAAACAAGCCAAAAUGUCAAAGACCCAGGGAGAUACACAUAUGAAGAUGCACAGGAGCACAUUUACAAGCUGAUGAAGAGUGACAGCUACGCGCGCUUUCUGCGUUCGAAUGCUUACCAGGACUUACUGCUGGCGAAGAAGAAGGGAAAGUCUCUGGCAAGCAAGCGCCUCACGGGCCUGAUGCAGUCCUCCUGACAGCUCCAGCCGACCGCCCCGUGGAAGAGACAGCUGGGACCACUGCCGGGGACGGGGCAUUUCAGGGAGAGCAGGUCCCUGCAGGGAAGACAGCCUGAGCAAGUGGACACAGAGAGUCACACACCAGUGGAGCACCUCUCUUCACAGUUUACACCAACACUUCCCUGUCUGCACAGCUCCUUAAGGACCCUGAGCUCUGUGCAGGUACUUUGUUUCCAACUGAGGUUUGGAGGAGCACACUUCACCAUACACAGGAAGUCGGCAAGGCAAGGCCUUGCUGUCUCGUUCUUUAAAGAAACAGACCCAACCACAGCUUGGAGAAAGAAGAGCUGAAAGAGAUCAGUGUUUUUCCACGUCUCUUUUCUCCCUGGCACAAACAUGACUGUAAUAAGAUGGCGCCGCAAUCUCACUUACUCCCUUUCAUGUGGCCGUCUGGAUCCAAUAAAAUAUCUCCUGGAAGCUGCUUCUCCUUCUCACAAAAUCCCAAAUGCAUUUUGCCUGCAGAUUCACUGACUUUAACUUUGUUUUUCUUUCCUAUGUUUCUCCUCCUUUAAACCAAUGAAAAAAAAAAAAAAAAGCACUAUUUAAGUUCAUCACUCAUUGUCCUUCCAAUAGCAUGUAGCAUGUUCAGAGAUGAUGGCCAGAUCCUCAGCUGAAGUCAGGAGAGCAGGAGUAGUUUUCAUCACCUGAGGAUCUGCCCCCUUGAGUCAGACUCUGAUCCUGGUGCAGAUUCUCUGACGUUGGUGGAAUUGUUCUGCAUGUCUGCAUAGUGCAAAAGUGAUCAGACUCUGCCUGAUGCUCAAAAAGUCAUGUUUGAGAUGUGCAAUGCACGCACAAGCACAUGCGUGCACACACGCACGCACACACACACACACACACAGAGUAUUUUAAAGUGAGUUGGUUUAUAUUUUAUUUAAUUUUCUAUUUAUUUAAGAUUUUCAAUACCUAAUCAAUGAUGGAUGUUCAAGCUUUUCUCCAAGCAAACCAAACUGGACUCCAGCUCUCGAAUCAGAGAGGGCCAAAAUCCACUCACAUGUGUCCAGAGAAAGGCAACUCUGAUGUGGGCAGGUGUCAAAAUUCAGCCUACAGAGAGGAGGGAACUGAUAGAGAUGGGACCAGCAGAAGCAGGGCAUGAAUGGGCAGGGCCAGGUGACCCUCCCUAAACAGCAGCACACCCAGCUGUGAUAUGAUGCUCAGAUAACUGACCCUGCUGAGAAGCAUCAUUCCCAGAGUGAAAUUGUACCAUUGGAGGAAAUGAGCUUCCACUAAAACUCAUCUGACCUGCAGCCCAUGAAUGCAACAGCAAAAGAUGACACAGUAGCUUGUUUCAAGCUGUUGGAGGUAUGAAGGUUAGGAUGAUGACAGGACUGAAGUGACUUUAUUAAGAAAUCCACUUAUACUAGUUGCAGAUAGGAAAAUGGCCUGCAUUCACAUACAAUAUACUAUCUAUAUAUAAAAAGAACUUCAAGAUCCAGCUGACUUAGUACCACAAAAUCUCCGAUAUUUUGUAAGCAGUUCAGUUCUGAAGCAUACAUUAAACUAGACAUUUCUUGGUCUUCUUCACUCAUGCCAAGGCAAAUUGGCUUUUUGUACAGGUGCUAGAAACUGCUAUAUGGCUACAAGUCUGCAUUCCUACCUAGGCAAAACCAUCUAGCUAAGUAGACAGCUGGCUAUCGACAACUUUCACUUCUGAGGCAAGUAUUAUUCUAAUAUCUAAGGCCUAUGUAUGCACAAAAACAUGCCAGCAUAGUUUCUGUCAGAAAAAGUACCUUCCUCUUUGCCCGUGACAGUUCUCAAUCUGAUAUCUCUUUUAUUUCCUGCAGAAAAGUCCUAAUAUCAAUUAUACCUAAGGUCCAUACACCUGCAUGAAUGUACAAUAGACUACUGAGUAGGAUGUUUGUUCUUUACACAUGCCUAUACCCUAUAAACAGCCUGCUGUCUGAGGCCUUCAGACCAAAUUCAUCCUACACAUACAUGACACACAAGAGAGUUCCAGUACUGCAGAAGUGCCAUGAAUGUCCCUGACAUUCCUGUUGUUCCCCUGACUCUGAAGAGGACAUUUGGUCCCCUCCAAAUUCUCCCUUAGCUGUCCUUGCAGGACUCAUUUGUCUUGUCCUCUAUUGCCCACCCAGCCAAGCAGGUCUUUCUGUAAUAGGUUCACAUCCAUUCAGGCAUAUGCAUAUGUGUCCCCUUGGUCAUCCCUACAAAAAUGCAGAGGUCAUCUCUUCUCAGAGCCUUGUAGAUGGUGUUUUUAUCUCUGUCAAACCCACCAGUGCCGUGCAUCACUGGAGUUCUGCAAACCAACAGCUGCUCACACUCCAAGCUACUCUACUGCCAGUGCUGCCCAGCCACAAGGCAUUUCCCAUGGGAGCUCUGUCUUGUGAACUCUCAAACUGGUCUGCAGAGCAUUCCUGAGCAAGACGUACAAUAUAAAUUGUACAUUGCAAUAUAAAACAUGAAACUGGUGUGUAGCAAGGAGCAGGGAUGGUAAUUGGUACAUGUGGGUCUCUGCUUUGCAGUGAGUUCCUGAUACUGGUGAGGUCUCCUGGGGGAAGAAUGGGGCAGCUCCACAGAGGUACUCCUCAGGUCCUACAGCAUGGGGGCAGAUGUGAAAAGGACUAGAGAAUGCUGGUGGGUGAUAGGAAGGGUGGAAUUUGGGUUAUGGUCAGUGCAGGCAGCAGAAAUGUCAGACUUUAACUGGGGGAUGUGCUGCUGCCCUGUGAGCAACGCACUGUGCUUUGUCUUUCAGCUUCAUUCCUGCAGGACAGUCAUGCUGGCUGCCACAGUAUUUUGCCUGUGGGGAAUAUUCCGUGUUUGAACAGUUGAGCGUAUGGAGGGAAUUCUUACAGAGAUGGAGAGUAUGCAUAUGGGCCUGCAUCAGGGGGCCUGGAUGCUGAACAGCUUGCCAUUUAAAUGCACACUCGUGCAAACUAAUCUGCUCAGCAAUGGCUAGCUGAGCGGACAGAGCUGCAUAUCCUCUGGAGGGAAGAAUGCUCUGCUCCUCAUUUCCUGACUAAAUUUCUCCAAAACAAACAUGAGAGUAGACAAGGCCUCCUCCUGGGAAUACAUAUCAACUGUUCUUUACAUGUCUUUUACUUCACAUAUGGUGAUAUUAACAUGUAACUACUUCCACAUGAACCACAUCCUUGAAUUAUUGCUUUUUAAUGACCUUGCUUAUUCCAAGUGAUGCUACUUUUGUACACCCAUUGAGCAUUGCAAGCAGUAAUCUGCUGCUUUGUAAGUGUCCAGUGUCUUCCAACUACCUCAUCAUGCUGAAGAUGAGUUAGGAAAUCAGCUUUCCACCUCUGUUUCUGUUCUAAAUGGCAUCAAUUCAAGGAAAGACAGUCUGGAAAGCUUUUACAUGUCCAAGCUGUGCAAGCUAGCUACAAAACUUCCCAUACUUACAGGGCUAUGGCUGUGAAAUAUGGCUGUGCACUGUUAUUUGGAUAACAGAGUAUCCAGAGCAUUUGUGGCUAUUGUAGCAAAACAGCAGCAGGACGAGCACUCGGAAAGGUUCAGCAAGCCAGUGCAGACAGAGUUAGGCUGAAGCAAAUGGAUUAAUGUACUCUCAGUAUAACUCAGCACUAAGAUCCCAUAGAGUACUGUAAUAAAGUGGUAGCAGGGCAGCCAUAAAAAGUGGCAGUAAGCUGACAUAAUAAUACCAGAAUAAAUGUAGCAAUAAGGUAACACAGGCCACUGCAGUAAAGUAGCAUUUUGAUAAUGCAGCAAUAAGACACAACAGGAUGCUGCAGUAAAUUAGUUUGGGGAAUAAGGCAGUAAUAACAGUGUGUGUGGACAAACAGUGGUACAUUUGUACCAGGUACUGCAGCAAUAAAGAUAACACAAGAUGUCCAAGUAAUAAGUUACUACAGUAACAACAACGUGAUGCACUGUAAAGUUAUAUCAGGAUGCUUCCAUGCUGCAGUCAAAUCCUACAAGAGGUGGUAGUGAGACAAUGAAGACAAAAUAUACCCCAUUUCAGACUGCAGAACGUGAAUCAGUUUUCUGCACCAUAACCCAAAUUCUGGAAUGAUCUCAGCAAUAUCAAUCCUCUUGUUCCUGCUUUCAAGGAAGCUGAGGCAAGAGUGUCCCCCCACCCGAUAAUUAUUUUGGUCUGAAAAUACAAAAGUGACUCAUUGUCUCUUCAGCCAAAUUGUCACAGACUAGUGAAGUUCUUUGUUUAGUCCUACUGAGGUGAAACCUUUGUGGUUUUGGUAAGUCCUUUGCCUUCAAAAGGAUUUGGCUCUCUCAUCUUCUGCCAUGGGUGAUGCUUUUAGCCUAAAAUUAUUUGUGUUUUGGGUGGGAGAAUGGGAACUCAGGUACAGAAUAUCUGACUGUACCAGUCUGUUUCCUAAAAUGCACAAAUAAAUGGAGCAUCCUGGAAAAGUCAAAGCAACAAGGACCAAAUCUGUUCUGUCUGUCAUGCACUCAUGCACACAGGAAUAAUCCUCCUGGAACCAGUGUAAGCCCUGGAUGCAUCCAUGGGCAGGCCUUGGCCUAACUCCAUUCUCAGUGUCCCCAGCAGAGUUACAGAAGCAGUGUAUCUCUCCUUUCCUGCUUUUCCAUAUAUAUAUAUUAUUUUUUUUUUAAUCUAACCUCACCUUCUGUAUGAAAUGGUCUUGGAAAAAAAUUAGUUUGCCAUAUCACAAUAUGCAGCAUCAUGGGCAAGGAAUAGGUCUGUCCAAGGAAUUUGCUGUCUUUGUACU
This is a messenger RNA of Poecile atricapillus (Black-capped chickadee), 6461 nucleotides long. RefSeq names its product regulator of G protein signaling 6 (gene RGS6). The transcript has 17 exons. Gene Ontology annotation, biological process: regulation of G protein-coupled receptor signaling pathway; G protein-coupled receptor signaling pathway; intracellular signal transduction. NCBI's taxonomy places the organism in Eukaryota, Metazoa, Chordata, Aves, Passeriformes, Paridae. The record is from RefSeq and is a predicted model, not a curated record. Gene Ontology annotation, molecular function: GTPase activator activity. Bases 337 to 1755 code for a protein of 472 amino acids.